Molecule: messenger RNA, 1169 nt
Organism: Mastomys coucha (southern multimammate mouse)
Lineage: Eukaryota; Metazoa; Chordata; Mammalia; Rodentia; Muridae
Gene: Esx1
Product: ESX homeobox 1
Exons: 4
Biological process (GO): regulation of transcription by RNA polymerase II
Molecular function (GO): RNA polymerase II transcription regulatory region sequence-specific DNA binding; DNA-binding transcription factor activity, RNA polymerase II-specific
Source: RefSeq, a predicted model, not a curated record
CGGCAGCAGACACCACCUCCGGCCGAGACCUCCGCUGCAGCUCAGAAGCCAAGAAGUCCGCAGGAGCAGGCGACUGAACAACCCACCGCGCUCCGGUCAUGGAAUCCCACAAGAACUGCCGCUGCUUCUACUGCACCAACUUCAAGAAUUUCUCCGGAACGGUGAAGGAGGAAACACUUCAGGACCCUCUGUUCAACUCCACAUUUCUGGAAGAAAUAAACUCCCAGGAACCCAAGGGAUUUAAACUCGAAAGAGGAGAAGCAGCUACCCCUGUUGCUGAAGCUACGCAAACCUGGGAUGGGAAUGAAAACCUUGGAGGCGACUUCCAGGAGUCCAAAGCUCAGCUGGAGGAGGCGGAUGUAGUCCCGGAGUCCCUGAUGCGGUCUGAGGACGCGGAUGUCGUCCAGGUGCAGCCUCUGAUGCAACCUGUUGCGCAGUCUUCGCAGAAGCCCCCGCUGCAAUCUCUGCUGGCAACCCUGCUGCAGGCCCCGCUGCAACCCUUGCCGGCAAAGCCGCUGCAGGCCCCGCAGCCAUCCCAGGAGCAACUCCUGCAGGAGCAGCCCCAGGAGCAACCCCAGGGGCAGCCCCAGGAGCAGCCCCAGGGGCAGCCCCAGGGGCAGCCCCAGGAGCAGCCCCAGCAGGAGCCGAAGCCCCGCCGCUACCGCAUCUGCUUCACCCGGUUCCAACUGCAGGAGCUGGAGGCUUAUUUCCAGCGCGUCCAGUACCCGGACCUGUUUGCUAGAGUGGAGCUUGCCAGACGUCUGGGCUUGCCUGAACCUAGAGUGCAGGUUUGGUUUCAGAACAGAAGGGCCAAAUGGAGACGAAUUCGUCGGGCACAAGCAUACAGAAACAUGGUUCCAGUAGCUAUGGGUCCCCCUGUGGGUGUAUACAUGGAUGAUCAUUAUGGUCCCAUCCCUAUUGUGGAGGUUAUUUGGAAAUGUUACCCAAUGAUGCCACGGCCCAUGCAUCCUCAAAUGAUGCAUCCUCCACCCAGGCCACCUCCAGUAUUCAGAGUACCUCCACCAUUUAGGCCACCCCCUCCACCUCCAUUUCCCUGGCCACCUGUACCACCUGAUGUCCACAUACACAAUGCAGGGAUGGGAUAUAACCCCUUUCCGUUCCACUUCCCCUUCCCCAACUUCAACCCCAACCCCAUCCCCAUCCCCAUC